GGGGGAGCCGGCUGGGGGUGGUGAGCUGUGCGGCACAGCUCCGGCGGCCUCGGUCGGGGGCCUGAGCCCGCCUUGGUGCCGCUUAUUUUUUGCCUGUCGAAAAAGUGCCUGAAGGGAGUGCUCACCUUCUCUGUGGAAGCUUGAAAGGCUGGGCUGGGGGUCUCUUUGCAACUUCUGUGCUGCUUCAGCUCUGCUCCCUGUUUCCGCAGCCCCUGUGAAGCAUGUGUGGAAGGUCUUGGACUCGGUUUUGCUGUGUGCACCUCAGUGAAAGAGCCCUGCGCAGGGAGCCAUGGCAGGAGCUAUGGUGCGCAUUGGUGACCAGCUCAUCCUGGAAGAAGAUUAUGAUGAGACGUACAUUCCCAGUGAGCAAGAAAUCCAGGAUUUUGCACGGGAGAUCGGGAUUGACCCUGAGAAGGAGCCAGAGCUGAUAUGGCUGGCCAGGGAAGGCAUCGUGGCCCCGUUACCACCCGAGUGGAAGCCCUGCCAAGAUAUCACUGGUGAUAUCUAUUACUUCAAUUUUGCUAACGGCCAGUCCACGUGGGACCACCCCUGCGAUGAUCACUACAGAGAGCUUGUCAUUCAGGAGCGAGAGAAACUGCUGGCACGUGGCAGCAUGAAAAAGAAAGACAAGAAGAAGAAGAAAGACAAGAAAGACAAGAAGGAGAAGCAGUCACUGAAGCGACCCACCUCCUCAGGCACCCUGCUAACACCCGUCCAGGCGCCCCUGGGGAACCUCGCUCCACUGCGUGGCCUUGCGGCAUCUCCGGCUGGCAUCCUUCGCGGGUCGCUGAACUCGGAUGUGGGGAGCUCGGUGGACUCCAGCCUUGUGGCCAAAGUGGGGACUCAGCCUGCGGAGACAUGUAAGCCCACAAGCCAGACCAAGAAGUUGCUGGGCUUGGUCUGUGAAGAGAAGAGUUCCUUGAACACGGCAGCUCCAGAUAAAGGGAGAAACGAAGAGGGAGAAAGUGAGAAUGAGAGUCUCCAUGGGACAGCAAGACUGUUCAAAAACCUGCACGUGGAUGUCAGCGCCCUGGGAGGCAGCUUUGACUCUGAGGAAAACAGCAAAGCAGAGGAGGAAAACUGUGGCAGCCAGUUAGCUGAUGUUGCUGAAGCUGACCUUGAGCACCGAAGGAGUCCUGCAGAGGAGGCUGGCAGCCUGCGAGAGAAGGAGUCUUUAAAAUCAAGACAUGCUGAAGAAGGGCAAGAGUCUUCCCUGGAUUCUGAUGCUGCGUGCCCUCCAACUCCAGUUCAAGUCCUUCCUGGAGAUGCUGACAGUAGCCUGUCUGGCCAGAACAAGGAGGAGUCCGAUGGGAAACUCACUGGGAAUGAACUACUGGGCAAGCAAGAUGCUGAAGUGGAAGGUGACAUCUCUGCAGCUGAUGAGCUGCCCCGGUCUCUGGGGGAAAGGAGCGCAGCAGGGACAGAUGUGCCCAGUGGUGCUGGGCAACCUAGAGUUGCAUCUCCAGCUGCUGAAGCUGCUGAGGCAGAUCAGCUGGCAAGUGUGGCUGCCACUGUUGACACCGUGUCUGUUGGUGAAAAGAUAGUGAAUGAAGUGAGGGAAGAAGCAGCAGCUGAUGUGAAAACAGACAGCAGGCUGGAUGCUGGCGAACUUUCAAAGGCAUCCGAGACCAGUGACUGUGGGGAGGACUUGCAAGUCUCUGACCACUCGCUGAUUCAGCCUAUGGACUUGGGCUUCCAGAGUCGGCUUUCUGAGCAAGUACUGGAUGUGGGGGUUCUGUCUCCUGCUUUGGACAGCCCCACGUGCAAGGCUCAGGAGCUGGGAGAAGAGGAAAAAGACCAAAGCAAAGCCAGUAUAGAGGAAGAGCAAAGCAAAAGAACAAAAGCUGCUGAGAGUGAGAGGGAUCAAAGUACUUGUGAAAUGCCAGAAGAGAAGUGUUUUGCUUUAGAAAAUCCCGAUCGGGAGGAGGCUGUGGCCCAGGAGCCGGAGGAGGGAUCGCUGGAUAGCCUAAUCAAUUUGGAGGAGCUUGCUGUCCCACAGAAAGUGCAACCUGAGAAGGAAAUCAAACACGAGCAGUCGUUGAACCAGCCUAGUGAAGAAUCCUUGGAGGGAAUAGCCAAGGAGAUGGAGAUGGAGCUCGAGCAAGAGAAAAUGCAUUUGUUGCAAGCAAAGAAGGAGAAAAUUCAGCAAUUCCAGGAGGAGAUGAGGCAGCAGGAGGAGGAAGAAGCUGAGAAGCUUCAUCAGCAAAAAGAAAAAUCCCUCAGGACUCUGAAAGAAGAUUUGGCAAAGGUUUCUGAGGAGGAAGAGUUGCGUGUCCGAAAGGAAGAAACUGAGAGACUCGCAAAGCUGCGAGCCAAAAUCACGUCAGAGACCGAGGCAGAGAAGGAGAAGAUAAGGGCAGAGCAAGAGGUCAUGCUGCAGAAACUACGAGAGGAGUGGGAAUCCCAGCAGGUAAUGGAGAAGCAGAGCCUGGAGAGGAAGCAGCAGCUUGUUUUGGAGAAAAUGAAGCUGGAAAUGGAGGAAGCUCAGCAGAAAGAGAUGACUGAGCUGGAACAAGAGAAGGAACAAUUCCUGAGUGAGCUCAAGGAGAGAUUAGACAGGGAAAAGAAGAAGGCAGUAGAAGAGCUAGAGAAACAGUUUGCAACUGAACUCCAGCAGCUGAAAUCUGCAGCAGAAGAGAAGCAUCAUAAGGUCAUUUCCAGCCUGCAAACCCAGAUAGCAGAGGCACAGAGGAACGAGGAGGCUCAGCUGCGUGAAGACUUGCAGAGAGCAGAGCAGAAAGUGCAGCAAAAAGCAUAUCACGUAACGGAAUACGAACGCGAGCUCAGCGAGCUUAUGAGAGAGAAACGCCACGAAGUGGAAAAAGACCAUGAGAGGAAAAUGGAGAGGAUGAAGGAGGAGCACCAGGAGGUCCUAGCACAGAUUCAGGAUCAGUAUGAGGAGGAGGAGAGAAAGCAAAGAGCAGAGCUGUUUGAAGGCCUCAGAAGUGAGAUGGUACGCCUCCGACACCUUCACGAAGCUGAGGUGAAAGCUCUGCAGGCGGAGCUGGAUGAGAGGCUUACUGCACUGCGGCAGAGGCACAGGGAGAAGGAAAGAAAACUCCAGGAUUCGGAAAACGAGCUUGAAAUGCGCACAAAGAACGUAAAAGCCAGAUCAUUGCAGCUCCUUAGCCAGGAGGAGUCUCUGAGAAAGAAAAGGCAGCAGCUGCUGGAUGAAGACAGACGGACUGAGCUAGAAAGAGAUGAAGCUGCUUUAGCUUCUCAGCUCCGCCUGGAGGAGAACAGGAAGGAGCACGCCAGCCUCCUUGAGUCCAUCUGGCAACUGCGUAGGUCUCUUGAAGAACUCCAGGACCAGAAAGCUGAGCUGGAGGCCCAGGUGGACUUGUUGCAGACCCGAAGCCAGAGGCUGCAAAAACGCAUCAGUGAGCUGGAAGCAGUUGUCAGGAGCAAACAGGAGACUUUAAAAGAACUGGAGGCAGAAGAAAGUGUACAAUCUCCAAGAAGGAAAGCUGAGCUCCAUGUUGAAGACCUGAGAGAAACUAUUCAAGCUCACUUGUCCGGAGAGCCUGCUUCCCCACCCUCUCAAAGCCAUGAGGACAGUGACUUCCAGUUUGACCACGUCAGGAGCUACAUCUCUGCGGAAGGGAUCUCUAUCAGGAAUGCCAAAGAGUUCCUGGUGCGCCAGACCCGUUCCAUGAGGAAGAGGCACACAGCACUGAAAGCUGCAAAGCAGCAGUGGCGCCAAGAUAUGCAGAAAGCCCAGGAGGUGGUGCAGGAUCCCGACAGCUCCCAGCUCCUGGAGGGGGUGCGCAAGAACCUGGAAGAGGAAGCAAAGCAGUUGGACACAAUGAAGUUGGCUAUGCGGAAAGGACAGGUGCUGCUGAAGAAGAAGGAAGAGAAACUAAGCCAGCUGGAGUCCUCACUGCUGGAGGAGCUUUCAGAUGAAGAUACGCUGAAGAGUGCUGCAUGCAAGAAGGUGGUGACUUUUGAUCUCAGCAACUCUGAGGACACAAACAGCACAUCCAGUGUAAAUCUACGUCAGCCUAAAUUUGAUUUGACAACUGAUUUACGGCCUGCCCCCCAGCUGGACAAGAUCCAAUACUUGACAGACUCUCUGCAACAUAUCACUAGCGAGCUGAACGGGGUCCUUGGUGUCUUGGGCUCUCUGAACAAUCGCCAGUCUCCACUCUUCACCUCGAUGCCCUGCGACAGUGUCCCUCUGUCUACCUGUGCCUCCUUGGCAGGACUUCAGGCAGGUGGUUCCCUGGCACCCCCCGCCAGGGUGUCACUGGUGGACCAGUGGGCCUGGAGCACUGGGCUGAGCUCUAGCUGCUCUUUCACAGCUGGACAGUCAGUGGACAGCAUGCUGGCAGAGAAAUGGCACAAGUAUUUCCCAGGUGGGUUCCCGUUGCUCAGUGGAAGUUCCAGGCCUCUUGACAACAAGCUGGGAUACGUACCUGCGAAUGAGCAAAUACAGCUGUUCCAGCACUCCCAGUUCCAGAGCCAUGAGUCAGACAAGAUGAGUAUUCAAGGAAUGAUUGAGACCAACAAGAAAUGGCUAGAAGAUUUCAAGAGGGAUUCAAAAGUACCUCUCUUCCCAGGUGCACAGAAGCCCCCUGCCAGCAGCCCCAACCUACUUCAGCUAGGACUGGAUGAAAACAGACAAAUUAAAGUGUACCAUUACUAAAAGGUGGGACUGAAGAGAUGGUGGUGGGGGCCCGUGCAGUCUCCCUAGUGAUAUGUUGGGUUUCAGUGAUGCCCAGCCAUCUCAGCUGCGUCUUUGUGCUGUGCCCUUGAAAUAAAGUCUUUUUACAAGCGAGUGGAGAAAGGAAGAAAUUAACUUCCCAGGUGGAUUCUUCUAAUCCCGUAAUGUGUCCAAAUAUACUUUAUAGACUGUUUAAUCCAGUGGUGAAAUAUCAGGGCUUCAAUAAAUCAACAGUUCUCUCAUUAGUAUUCUAGCAAUCGUGAGCCAGAGCUGUGAAUCAUGGAGGACUUUGAGUAACUGGUCAAGGGGGAGGAUGCGAAUCCAGCUGAGACUCUGCUAGAGGAAAUGUGUCAGGAAAUGAGCCCACACUGAUGCCCAGCCAAUGCUUAAUUGCAGGUGGGCCAAGUCAUCUGGCCUCUGGCACGUGUGGGAACAGGGGAGAGCGAACAGUGAAAUGGCUAUAGAGCAUGGGGACAGGCUUGGGGAAUGGCAGAUUCUGACUCUCGGGAAAUGUUCCUCUCUUUUGGGGUGGAAGCAAUAGGAGCUAAGCCAGGAGUGGCUUUUCAUGGCAGAUUUGGAAUAGAGCUCCCUGCUUCCUCUUUCUGCCACACCAACCAGAGCUGUGCAGCGUAGCUGCACUAUGGGACCUCUUCUGCGUUACUAAUGUGCCAAUGGCAAUGCGGAGUGGGGAUGGCAAGAGAGUGUGGGGUGGUGUCUGCUGGUGCAGGUGCUGUGAAGGAACUCGUCCUACUGUGAAUGUCAAGACAAAGCCCCACCUGUGUCCUUCCAUGCCCUGGGGAGAGGGAUCUGGAGCUUGGCUCAGCAGCUGGGGUCUCCUUCCACACAGCAGGGCUGGGGAGGCAGAUGGGAGCCCUUGGUGCCCAGCCUGGAGCCUGGUCUUGCUGCUCCUGUGGCAGCUCUGCUGGGCUCCUGGGAAAGCAGGUCUCAGGAGGUGGUGAAAUGGGCUCUGCAUGGCCAGAAACCUGGCUGAGGUGUUGGGAUGUUCUUGGACAUCAGCUGCAAGACAGUGGCUCGUUGCUUUGCUCACCAGGUGGCUGCAGUGGUGUUCCUCUGCAGAGGCUGUAUCCAGAGCACAUCACCACCCUGCCGGGGUGCAUGGAGCUGGGAGGGGGCAGCGGGUGCUGCUCUAACCGAUGGAGGGAAAUGGGACUCAGCUUUCGUACUGCUGAGUGGGAAAUGUGGUAUUUGGUUGUCUUUGUCAGUAUUUCCUCCAAGCUGACUUUAAAUAUUUUAUGCUUUAAAAAAUGCUGAACCACUUGCCAUUUUGUCUGCGGAAGAAGCCUGCACUUCAAGGGAUCCCAUCUGUGAGAAAUCGUCUUCAAAGCCGUUCUCCUUAGAGACGGCUGAUGCAGGGAGGCUGGGAAAGCUGCUGCUCUGCACCCUUUCGUGCUGUUUGUGUUCCUCAGAGUGGCUAAUGAUGUGCAGCAGAGUAAAGCAGAACCCCCUCCUGCUUUGCUUCCCGGGUGUUGUGUACUGGCACAACACCACAACAGCUCACGCUGUGAGUGUGGCAGGGGAACGUUUACAUGCAAAUAGAAAUAUAUUUUUGAUGAACAUCAUUUUAAAACUCAAUGUCUGUAUAUAUUUUUUUUGCUGAUUUGCCUAGAAUUUUUUUAAUUACUCGGCCAGCCUUUGUCCUAGGACAGCUUGAUCCUCUGGUCAAGUCUGUGUUCUCCCACCUUCUGGUUGCUAACGAAGCACAGCGUAGUCCUUCUGCAGGCACUGCCGGAAGAGAAUGUCCCACUGGUGUCCUUGCUGAGGAAAUCCUAGCUAGCUCUUACCAGUGCUGGCUGAGUGGGGGGACCUCAGAUGCCCACAGUUACCGAUUUUAGAAGGGACCCUAUGGUUCUGGCUUUCUUGUGGCAUGGGGAGGCUGUCAGCCUGGUGGAUGCUGUGCCCAAAGCCACAUGGCUGAGUCCAGUCUGUGUGUUCAGAGAAACAUGUAUUACUAGUGUGGAGAAAUGCCUGUUUUCAUAGCAAUAACCUGGUUUGAGACAUGCUCCUUUUUCCUGUUAAAACCUGUGAGAGCAGCUGUAUCUGGUGGUGUAUGCAAAUUAAAUCAACAUGAGCCUGUUUUGUAUGAUGGUGAUGUUUGUAGCUCUAUUUUUUCUUGUUGAGAUGUUCUGUUGUAGGCCUAGAUAUCCAGCUUGUACUUACCUUUCACAUCUUCCCUGUGUCUCUCUGGGCUGUUUCAUGUUUUGUCUUGUCAAGGUCAUGUCUGGCAAUUUCCAAGACCACUUCAGCUCACUGUGGCUUUAUUACCAUUAUUCUGUUAACUAUCUGGCCAGGGUAGCAAAUGCAGGGGCAGUUAGAAAGCUAAAAAACAGAACUACAAAAGCAAUUCUUCAUGGGGCUUUCAGCCAGCAGGACAGCUUUUCAUGGACUCGUAUCCUGCCCUUUUCAUAAAACUGUCAUCCAGUCUUGUUAAAACAGUUGCCUCGCUCUGGAGCUUUAUGUCAAGGUUGGAGGACAGGCUGUGUGCAGGAGUGGUCCACGGCCGGCUUGGCUGGGUGCCCAGGGAGGGGCUGCCUGCGGGAUGGGUGAAGGUGUGGGGGUCUCUGCCAGAGCAGGUGGGGAGCUUUCCCUGGGAAACGGGAAGAACUGCGUUGCACUGGCUGGGAACAGGGCUUUGCUCCGGAAUGUCUCUCCGGCAACUCGGGAUGUGUUAAAAUUGGCUAACUCUGCAGAUUGGCGGUUGCUACUGACUUCUCCAUUUGUUUCGGAGCAGAUGGGAAUUUUCCCCCAAGUGGUGGUUCAGGUGCUGCUGCUGCAGCAGUGUGCUUGCUGGAGUCCUGCCCGUGGGCUCACCAAACAACAGUCUUGCCAGAAAUUAGGGAGGAUUGGUGACGUGCUGUUCUCUUCUCAUGGCUUGUUCCUUUCCUCUUCUUGCCUCCUUCCAGCAGCCCUGGGACACCCACAGCAGCCCUUCCCAGCUGUGCAUGUUUGCCCCUUUGGGAUUUUUUCCCUUUAAGGUAGUCUCUCAUGAAAGACUUGGCUUCUCCUGGGUCUCCAAGCACUGCUGCAAAGGCUGCGUCUGUCCAAAUGGGGCAUUCGCCGCAUGUGUCCUGGCUGGGGACUCUCCAGCGCUGAGAGACUGCAGAUGGGUAAUGUGGCCAGUGACCACAAGGAUGCGGAGAGGGGAAGUUCGGCACCUGCCCUUAUUUUUCCAGCUCUGAUUCUUCUGCACAGUGCAUAGCUCGCCAGAAAUCCUAGGUUCAGGUGGAUGGGGAUGUGGGGACUCUGGGUGAUCACGUGAUCUGAGCUACUGGUACAACAGAAAAGCCAAACGUGGUUCGAGGAUGCGUGAGGCACAUGGACACGUGCAGGGUCUGGGACGCUACUGUGCAAGGUUGUGGUCUGCCUGCGGAGGGAGGGCUGGAAAGGAAGGAGUGUGACUGCUGCUCUACAUGCUGGGGAGAUGAAGGCUGUUGGAGCUGGAGGCCUGAUGAGGCACAGGAAGAACAAUACGUGGAUCAGCUGGUCACACAGAAAUGGAGGCUGAUGGUUAGAGGCACAUCCUUACAAACAAAACAGAAACCACCACCAAAACUUGAAUCACCCCCAUUCUUGCUGUGCAUGAUCUGCACUUGGGUGUCUUUGCCUGCUGGAGAGCUGCAAUAAGAACUACUGGAGGAGGUCUCUGACGGCAGUGCAUGCUGUCCAGGUAGGUUCUUUUAGGGGCAGGUCCCCCACCCCACUCCCGAGGCAGCUGCUGUGCAAAGAGCACGGGGCAGCUCUGAGAAAUACAGUCUGAACUGUAGGUGCGUGCUAGCUGUGGGAGGCUUAGCUGUAAUCCUGCUGAGAAGCGGUCCCGAGCCCAGGAGGUCUGCCCCAGCUCAUGGGUCCGAGGUGUGGGGUCUGUGCCUGCAUGUCCGUGCGCACUGGCCUGCGUAUGUACAUAGAGAAGAGGAUUUGCUUUUCCUGGAACGCCAGUACCGUAUAUGUUGGAGAAACUCAGUGAUUAGAAGAGCAAAAGGACAGUGCACGAUUACUUUGCCAAGAGGAACGCGAGCCGUAAGCUCAUUAAGGGGCUUGGUCUCUGCCUGCCGAAGAAGGGACGCUUUAGUCCCUGGCUAUUUGGAGACCACUGUGCAUUGCUCCGAGAGCUUUGCCUUCCCGGGACGGAGGGAGCCCCUCGGCCACCCCAGCCAUGCUGGCGACCCUGAUGACAGCACUGUUCUUUGUGGUGAGAGCAUUUGGGCAGCUCGGGACCAGCUUGUUUCACGAAGAGCCCCUGCCGUACCUUGUGUACCAGCCCCUGCCCUGGCAGAUCCAGUGUGUGACACAGAGCCGCCGCACCAGCCGGGACAGCGAGAAAGGCAGGAGCUCUCGUCAUAACAGCAUCUACUCAAUUUCUGGAGAGAAAGGCAAUGUGACCCCCGACACCAGCAGCGAGAGCAAGUUCUUCAGCGAUCCUUCCGAGAAGGCGGCCGUCACUAUCCAGACCCACUUCAGGAGAUACCAGCAGCAGAAGCAGGAGAAGAAGUAGACGUGUCGGCCACCUGUGCCCUGCACUGUCCCUCCUUUUUGUCUGCUUGGUAUCCCAGAGAGCUGUGCGGCCAUGGUGACUGUGAACCUGCUCCCUAAUAAUGUAGCUUCUGGUGCAUGUGCAGCUGUAGAUACUCUGCUGUUCGUGUUGGUUGCCACUCAGAGCGAGAUCUCUUUCCUGGUCAGUCCUUCCCCAGACAGCAUUGCCUUGUGGGCCAGGGUACCACCGGCGAGGGGCUGUUUGGGACCUCAGUGCCCAGGGAGUGGCACAGCAUUUACAAGCCUUUCCUUGGUGGCAGCACCCAGAGCUGUGUGGUGGCUGGCCCUUGGGCCACAGCCAGUUUAAGUCCCAGCACCUGUGUCAGGGGAGCAGGGGGGGUCCUGUACAGCUGAUGGUGAUUGUGGCUGGCUGGCUGCUCAGCUGAGGCUGGCUUUGCCCAGCAAUAGCCCUCCCCUGUGCCUCCACCUCCGUUCUGCCUCUGGAGCUGGGGUGGAACAACUGCCCUUGUCCCCUGCUCCAGGUGGCUGGCUGGCUGAGCUGCUGAGCAUGACGGUGUCCAGGAGCUGGCCCGGAGUGGGAUGGCACUGAAGGGGGUAUGCCGCAGGCAGCCAGGGUGGUAGGAGCUGAGCUGUGCUCUGACUGUGAGCUCAUCUUACUUUUCUUGGGUGGGGGGAGGGAGGGAACUGCUUGGGGUGCCUUGGUUUCAGAGCAGGGAUGGGGUGGACUCUGUCUCCUGUGGCUGCAUGUGCGGAGGCUGAACCUGCUCUCUGCUGGGUCGGGCUCCUUCCUGAGACGGCCCUCUGCUAACUCUGGCAUUUGGGUUAGUGCCCGCUGUCCCCCAGCCACCCUGUCCUGGUAUUUUGGCCCAGCAAAGCUGAACAGAGACCUGCUCCCAGUCCAGCAGGGGCAGGACCCCAAGAUUGUCUUGGGUUUUAACACCCGUUUUCAAGUGCUGGCUUUUGGAGGGUGCAGAGUUGUUGAGAGAGAGGGAAUACAAAAGCACCAAGCUCUGGGCCAGCAGAAACAGGAGGAAGUUUGCAGUGAGGAGGUGCUGUGUGCUGUCCCAUGGCAGGUGCUCUGUGGGAAGGAGCAGGGCGCAGAGGAGCUGCUGGCUGUGAAUGGUGCUGCUCUGACUGCUUGAGUGUGGUCUCCACUGCUGCCUUGCUGGGUCUGAUGCUGGCUUUUCUGUGCAGAGCUAUGCCCCUGGAGCCCUUUCUGUCCUCUCCAGCUGCAAAUGUCCUCAGUGCUUCUUACAAGGGCUCCAUCCCCAGCUGCCCCUACUUACCUUUGGCUUGUGAGCGCUGGCAUUUGGUGUCUGGCUUCUGCUUGUGCUCAGUUACUGCCUGCCGGUUGUGGUUGGCAUCCAGCGCUGCUCUUGGCUCUUCUCUGGAGGUGCUCUGGGAGAGCAGGGCUGGUAACGGUUUGGUCUGUUGCUCUGCGGUGGUGUGAGCCGCCAGGCUCUGCCACAGGCGGACUGAGCUAGCUGAUGCCAGGAGGUGUGUGGUGCAUGUAGUGUGGUGUCUGGGGCUUUGCCUGGAGUGCUGGGCGAGGCAGCUGGUAAAGCAGACCUAAAACCAAACCGGCUCUUUGGAUUUCUGAGCCUGAUGCUUUUUUGCCUGCUUCCUGUUGAAGGCAGAGUUUGGCUAGCGUGGCUUGACUUGACUGUCCUCCUUCAAGUCCCGGUUCGUUACUGUGUGCAGCAACGUGGAGAGAACCCGCUGCCAUGGUGAAGAGCAGUGGGCUCACGGGUGAGUGCUGGAAACUUGGACUUUGUUAAACUCUGCAAGGCCAGCGUUUGGAACUGCUGGGGAAGGGAAGGUGGAGAAUGCUUGCUAAGAUGUAGAAGGAAAUCUGUACUAGCCAAUUACAAUAAAGACGUAUUAAUCUGUGUUAA
Aquila chrysaetos chrysaetos is the source of this 11067-nucleotide messenger RNA. RefSeq names its product centrosomal protein 164 (gene CEP164). Gene Ontology annotation, molecular function: protein binding. Bases 290 to 4645 code for a protein of 1451 amino acids. Lineage: Eukaryota; Metazoa; Chordata; Aves; Accipitriformes; Accipitridae. The record is from RefSeq and is a predicted model, not a curated record. The transcript has 36 exons.